UUUCUCAGCCCCGCUAAACCCUACCCUAAUAAAACAUUGAAACCCCAAACCCCUGUCAAAUCUCCCCAAAAAAUGUACGGACAACCACCACGCUUCAGCCAUGGCAGCCAUGGCCGAGGCCCCCCUCCUCAAUUCAAUCCAAUUCUCCCUCCAAACCCUAAUUUCUUGCCACCCCAUCUCAAUCAAUUCCUCCCAAACCCCAGAAUCCCCCCCAAUUUUCCAUUCCAGAACCCUAAUUUCCGGUUGCCGAACCCAGGUUUUCCGGUCUUAAGGCCUGAUGUGCCGGUGGUUAAUCCCAAUGAGGUUCUUGAAAGGGUGGAUAGAGCUGUCAAAAAGGCCCGGGCUGACUUGGUGGCCGCCGGAGAUAGUGUGUCUACUUGGAAAGUCAGGCAGGCUGCAUUGGUCAUUCUGAAGAUUGAUUCGUGGGACUCGUUCGGGUUUCAAAUGCAGGAAGUGCCGUCGUUGUAUCGGCUUAUGGUUACUGAAGGAAAGAUUAAUGCAUUUAUUCACUGCUUUGUUGGCGUUCGGAAGAUAACGUCAUUGCACGAUCUGGAAUUGGCAAUUUGCAAGAAUGAGGGUGUUGCGAAGUUCGAAGAACUUGAUUUAGGCCCUAUAUUACGGCACCCACUUGUUGUGCAAUAUUUUGGUGCAAGCCCUAAUGUGAAGGAUGUGUUCAAGAUUACCAGUGAAGAGAUUAUAUCUUUUAUCUCUAAGUUGAUUAGAAAAAAGAAACAGAAAGAGAUAACUGCUGAUGAGCUACUGGAUUACAUUGCAAAGAAAAAAUCAGUAGAUAAGAAAGAACUGCUCAGUGUACGGAUUCGGAGUUUAGUGAUGCAUAUUUCUUAUAUCCAACAAGGAUGGAAUUCUGAACAGGCUGCAAUUAAUAAUUGUUUAGGGGAUGCAAAUAUUACUUCUGGUAAAAAAAGCAGGAAGCUUCCUGUUUCCUCACUGAAAAAAGAGCUGGAUGAGCAUAUUGGUUUGAAAUCAGAGCCUGAAAAUUUAGGGGAUGGAAAUACGAUUUUGGGUGAAAAAAGACGUAAGCAUUCUGUUCCAUCCCCACAGAAAAAGAAGCUGGAUGAGCACAUUGGUGUUAUAUCAGAGCAGGUCAGUUCAUUUACCUCUAGACACAAGGACAUCAGUGAGAAGCACAUAAGAUUUACGUCAUCAGAGGAUGAUGGUGAUACUUCAAAUAAUAAUAAAGGCAAUGGAAAUGAAAGUGUUCCUCAGAAUUCAUGCAGUUCUCCAUCACAAAUUGUAAAAUUUGACUGUAGUAGCUGUCCUUUUCCAUCUUUGGACGAGGAAAUAAAAAGGCUUCGUUCGAAAGGUAAAGCAGGUCCUAUCCCCUCUCCUGCUAGUAAGACUUUAACGCACAACGGACAAGACAGGCCAUUGAAAAGAAAGAGAAUAUCAGAAGAUUUAAGUACAGGAACCCCAUCAAGCCAGAUGCUGAAAAGAGAUGAGAUCGAAGCACAUGGCUUGAGUAACAAAAAACUCUUAUCAAAAGAUAAAAAGGAGCAAAGUUUUCUCCGUCGAAUCAACGAAGGAGAUCUUGCACGUGACGUUGAUACUCUCAGGACGUUCAUCUGUAUCUGGAAGGAGGCAUGUAUGGAGAACAAACUUACCCAGGUAUUGGAUAUGAUGAUUGAAUUCUAUCAAACAAGGAAUGGGGAUAGAGUGAAAGAGAUUUUCUCACAAAAACCAUUCGCCGAAUUGCUAAAUGUUGCUGUUGAGGCUAUUAAAGGAGUAUCUGAUAGCAUGCAUGGCACUUCACAAAUUUCAAACCACCAGGGUGGUGCAAAUCCGCAUUCAAUUAACAAUACAGUUAUAGAUCAACUUUCCGUAGGCACGGUAGAGGAUAAAGUGUUAACGGGAAGAAUUGGAGAGUUGGUAGCUUUUAGGUACUUUCUGGGGAAGUUUGGCGGAACUUGUGUUAAAUGGGUCAAUGAAACUUUCGAGUCGGGAUUUCCUUAUGAUAUUGCUGUAGGAAAUGAAGAAAUGGGUAGGGAAUAUAUAGAAGUAAAAGCGACCAAAUCUGACAGGAAAGACUGGUUCAACUUAACAGCUAAAGAGUGGCAAUUUGCAGUUGAGAAAGGGGAAUGCUAUAGUAUUGCCCGUGUCACCUUGCAAUCUAACGACAUGGCGAAGAUCACGAUAUACAAGAACCCUGUAAGACUCUGCCAGCUAGGACAGCUGCAGUUAGCGAUGUUGAUACCUAGACAGCAGCAUGGCAAGGAAAUUCCAGUUUCAUCCUGAUAUCACCUUGUGCCGACGUAGAAGAAUCUGAAAACACACAAUAUCUUCUGCCGUCUGAGCAUUAUGUAUGUCACAGAUACAAGUCCUGGGACAAUUGUGCAAGUUUUGCAGCUGUUGGAACCCAAUAUACAGUGGUAGGAGCUUUUUAGCAUUGACCUUCCUACCAAUACAAAUUUUUCUUUCUUAAGAUUGUUGUUGGAAAAUCUUGACAGUUUUUACCAUAAGGAAGCUGCUGAUGUUAUUCUGUAGCUUGAAAAUUGUGGUCAAGAAAUUUGAAUGUUUGCAGAGAUGGUUGCUUAUUUAUGAGAAGAAACAUUGAGAACAA
This is a messenger RNA of Daucus carota subsp. sativus, 2578 nucleotides long. Its product is annotated as protein NO VEIN. Gene Ontology annotation, biological process: leaf vascular tissue pattern formation; embryo development ending in seed dormancy; root development. The record is from RefSeq and is a predicted model, not a curated record. The transcript is spliced from 6 exons. Gene Ontology annotation, cellular component: nucleus. The coding region runs from base 73 to 2253 and encodes 726 amino acids. NCBI's taxonomy places the organism in Eukaryota, Viridiplantae, Streptophyta, Magnoliopsida, Apiales, Apiaceae.